Messenger RNA from Botrytis cinerea B05.10, 1729 nucleotides. RefSeq lists its product as hypothetical. NCBI's taxonomy places the organism in Eukaryota, Fungi, Ascomycota, Leotiomycetes, Helotiales, Sclerotiniaceae. The transcript has a single exon. Bases 75 to 1496 code for a protein of 473 amino acids. The record is from RefSeq and is a predicted model, not a curated record.
GAAUAUACAUCCGUUGCAAAACUUGUAUUUUGAAAUCAUUUUUGGAUAGCGAAGAUCUCUCACCGUACACCAAUAUGGCUAAAACACUCGAAGACCUACCGCGUGAAAUGUUCACUAGUAUUGGACAAUUUCUACCAAAAGAUUCCCUUGCAAGACUAGCACGAUGCUCCAAUCACUGUUAUACUUCAUGUAUUGAGUAUCUAUACUCUCACUGCACUGUGAGAAAUCGGAAAAUGUUGAAGGAACUGAUCAACACUAUUCUCAAUAGACCGGUAAUUGGACCCAGCAUCCGUUGGCUCGAUCUACGCCACUUUAACUUGACAGAUUUGUAUUUCAUACCCCCCUGGAAGAUAACUUCGCUUGAUCUAUACAAAAAGGCUGUAUUGGUGCAAAACAACUUGGUUUCUUGGGAUACCCCUAUCUGGAAGCGCGAUUGUUGGAUGGAUAUCUCAUGCUGGGCUUUGAUUACAGUACUUCUUUGUCUCGUUCCAGAACUCAAGGUACUGGGGCUUCCAGACCUAGAACCAGACUUACGUGGUAAUCAGGAAUACUUUUUGGGGGGAGAUUAUUACGAAGUCUCUGCAUUCAGUGACUUCAUUACUCAACUCACAGAAGACCAACAUACUGAAUCUUCAGACAGCGCUUCUCUAAGAGUGCUUACAAAAUUGGAGAGCAUAACAAUUGGACUCGAUUUUCACCCCAGGAGAACGCAAUUGAAUUCCAUCAUGCCACUUAUGGCCCUGAAAUCCGUGAAAAGAUUCAAGGUUGUCUGGAUGUGGCAUUGCUCCUGGAUGGAGAUGUACCGGGUAAAAUCCUUUACACCGAUACCAAAUAUUGAGGUUUUGAAGUUUGAUGAGUGUAUUUUCAGCGAUGAUAUCGUCACUUUCCUCGGACGUUUCACAGGCAUUCAAAGAUUUUGUUUGAGUGCAUCUCCCAAAGCCCUAGAUGAGAUGCUCAACGACGAGUCCCUGUUUCUUGACGAUGUUUUGGAAGGAUUAAAAUCCUCGAAACACUCAUUAGAAUACGUCGAUGUUAGGUCUGUUCCUUGUUCAAUGGAUGACCAGCCUCUCUCAUUGUCUGAAUUCAAACGACUACAGGUUGCAAAAUUUUACCCACCUCCUUCAAUAUGGUCGAGUGGAAGCUUUCCUGAGAAUGAAUCUCGGUUGAGCAAUUCUUUGCCGCCCGGAUUGAGGAUUUUGGCAUGGGAACUAUUUCAUGUUAUCCACGACGUUAUUAACUUGAAACAACUCUAUGAGCUCGUCGCCCAAAAGGAAAAAUAUACUCCUGAACUACGACAGAUUGAACUGCUUUGGAGCGACUGCAAUCCUAGAUAUAGGUGUAAAGAUUGUAAGAAUAAUUGCGAAUGGAACGAAAAAAUCCCAUUCUAUACGGAGCUUAUUGCAGAGUGUAAAGCAAAGAAUGUUCGUAUUUUCUCGAAUCACACUUCAUGGAAGGGUAGCGGCACCCCUGAUCCGGAAGACUUAGAAAACAAUUAAGGACUUCUGGGGAGGUUAUAAUGGCUUUCCAGUUGGCGUUCCAACUUCCGCAGCCAUUGUGGAAACUUGCAGAGUAGGCCACGAAGCCUUCGUACAUGUAUCAUUAAGAUUUGCUGGCUUUAAGGGGGAGGCUUUAAGGGGGAGGCUUUAAGGGGAGGCUUCAAUUAUUAUCUGGGUUGUACUUCUGACUAAGUCGUGGGGAUAGAACCUUGUCACAAUACUCAUUCAGCUCA